Messenger RNA from Clarias gariepinus (North African catfish), 3645 nucleotides. RefSeq names its product threonine aldolase 1 (gene tha1). Gene Ontology annotation, biological process: L-threonine catabolic process; glycine biosynthetic process. The transcript has 7 exons. Gene Ontology annotation, molecular function: L-allo-threonine aldolase activity. Gene Ontology annotation, cellular component: cytosol. The record is from RefSeq and is a predicted model, not a curated record. Bases 213 to 1484 code for a protein of 423 amino acids. NCBI's taxonomy places the organism in Eukaryota, Metazoa, Chordata, Actinopteri, Siluriformes, Clariidae.
GCAAACUACUAAAGUAAUAUUUUACAGUCGGUACGUUCAGAUUCACUAAAAAACGAUUCGAUCGGUUAACUAUUACAUAGCAGCAGCACGACAGACCUGGCAACCCUAAAUAUCGAAGAUCCUCGCUCCAUUGUGCAUGUCUUGAUUUGCACUCAGAUUAAGGUGAAUUAACAACAGUUGCAGCAAUACUGAUUCUGAUACAUCGUAACAAGAUGUCCGUUUCGGUUCGGUCACUUGUGCGUCGUGUAAAGUUCUGCUGGGUCUCAGAGCGAGUCCUUCAUGGCGGUGGGUAUUUGCGUGCAGCGGAUCAGGUCAGGCUUUACCACGGCGGCGGAGGCGGUAGCACUGCGGCUCGGGACUCGGGCGCCUGGCACACGGUGGAUCUGCGCAGUGACACAGUGACUGAACCGGGAGAAGCCAUGCGCAGUGCCAUGGCACAGGCCAGGGUCGGAGAUGAUGUGCUUGGUGAAGACCCCACUGUUAAUGAACUGCAAAAAGUAGCAGCCGAUAUGUUUGGCAUGGAGUCAGCGUUGUUUGUACCCACAGGAACCAUGAGUAAUUUGAUUGCGGUCAUGGUGCACUGCAGAGAGAGGGGGGAUGAGAUGAUACUGGGGGAUCUCUCUCAUCUGCACAUCUAUGAGCAGGGUGGGAGUGCACAGCUUGCUGGUGUCCACUCUGCCACACUCACAACUCUGGCUGAUGGAACAUUUGAUCUGGAGCAGCUGGAGUCAAAGAUUCGCCAUGACUACCCUGAUGCACACUACCCUCGCUCACGCCUUGUGUGUGUAGAAAAUACACACAACAUCAUGGGUGGACGUGUUCUCCCUGUCUCCUUCCUGCAGCAGCUGCGUUCUAUAGCAGAUAAGUAUGGACUUGCUGUGCAUAUGGAUGGUGCUAGGCUGAUGAAUGCAGCAGUGGCACUGGGUGUGCAUCCUUCUGUCAUGAUCAAACAUUGCCACUCAGUCAGUGUGUGUCUGUCCAAGGGACUGGGAGCACCUGCUGGCACUAUACUUGCUGGAUCGAAAGAGUUCAUCCAAAGAGCAGUGCGUGCUCGUAAAGCAUUGGGAGGUGGAAUGCGCCAAGCAGGUAUUUUAGCAGCUGCUGGAAAGAUUGCUUUGCUGGACAUGAUGGCUAGACUGGAAGAGGACCACAGGAAUGCCAGGACUUUUGCCAGAGCUCUGACUGAAUGUGAUCCUCCCUUGUACCAUGUGGACUUGGCUUCUGUUGAAACCAACAUAGUGCGCUUCCGUAUGCGGGUUCCUGAGCUGAGCCCGGCUCAUUUCUGUCACCUGAUGGAGGAGGUGAGCAAGGAGGAGGUCGAUACUCUGAACCAAGGUAUACGGGUGCUCAUGUUCCCUCAUUCCGGGGGUACAGUGAGAGCUGUGUGGCACCUCGGCAUCAGCAAGGAGGACACUCAUCUAGCUAUAAAGAAAGCCCAGUUUGUGGCCCAGCAGUUUGGGUUGAAAUCAGAAAGAAACAGAUGAAAGCAAGGAAAGAAUCUUCAAUAAUUCUGAUCUAUUUCAGUUACGAAAUGCUAUGAUACAAUCAAAUAUUUGUAUUACACACCAGCACUUUAAUUUACAUUUUACUUAGAAUAUUUAAUUAUGAUUUGUUUGAAAUGGUAAUUUCUACUUGUAUAAAGCAGCUAAAUAAUUUAGUCUAAUUUUUAAACGGAACAGUUAAUGUGUUUUUUAUAUAAUACCAAAAAUUACACAUAAACUCCUUGGCAGCAGUUUAACCAUAACACCAUGUCAAUUAGGAUUUAGUUGCUUGAUUUCAACAUGUUAACUUUUAAUUUGUUAAAUAUAGCUAGGGAUGAAAUAAUAUAAUUUAAGAUUUAUUAUUAUACCCAAGUACACUGUACAGUAAUAUACAUUAAUACAAACAAUACUGGUUUUAACAUAACAGUUACAUGAAGCCCAAAAAAUUUACAUUAAAGGCCAAAACAUUAAGCCCAGUAUUAUGUAGGUCCCACUUAGUCUUGACCCUUGGCACACAACUCCACAAGGUCUCUGGGAGUGUGUUGUUGUGGGGCCUCCAUGGAUAGGACUGUUUUUUUUUUUUGUUUUUUUUUUAGCGCAUUCUAUGAAUACUUAAUCAGGUUAAGAUCUGGAUAAUUUGGAGUCCAGAUCAACCUUGAACUCUUUGCCUGACAAGCCCUAUACAAGGCAGGCUGUGAUACACUGCGUUCUCUGAUACCUGAGAUGAACAACAUAAAAUGCCAUUAUUCAUUUUUUUUUUAAAUGAAGGAAAAAAAAGAAACAAAUUAUGUGGGCAAUAAUAAGUACCCCAUAAUUAAAAAGCUUGGAGAUCGACCUUUAGCAGCAAUAACUUGAAGUAAUCAUUUCCUGUGUGACUUUAUCAGUUUUUCAAAUUGUUUUGGUCCAUUCUUCUUUACAACAUUGCUUCAGUUCAUUGAGGUUUUUGAUAAUUUGCUUAUGCACAGCUCUGUUAAGGUCCUGCUACAGCCUUUAAAUUGGGUUGAGGUCUGGACUUUGACUAGGCCAUUCCAAACCCUUUAUUUUUUUCAGCUAUUUAGAUGUAGAUUUACUGGUGUGUUUCGUUUCAUUGUUGCAUGACAGAAUUUCUACCAAGUUUUAGCUGUCGGACAGAGUUACAUUCGCCUCUAGAUACUCUGGUAUAAAGAGGAGUUUAUGGUUGCCUCAAUAACUGCAAGCUGCCCAUGUUCAAAUCACCCCUCCACCCCUCGGCCGUGCUUGACAGUAGGUACAGUAUGAGAUAUUUCUGCUAAAUGCAGUUUGGUUUUUGACAGACAUGGUGCUGGGCAUUAAGGCCAAACAACUCCACUCUGGUCUCAUAUGAAUUAACCUGUAAAGUUUACUUAUAGUUGGAAGUAAUGUCUGAACCACAUUGUUUAAUUUAUUGUUGCUUUAAAAAAAUAUAUGUAUUCAAGUUCAAUUCAGUUCAAUUCAAUUUUGUUUGUAUAGCGCUUUUAACAAUUGUCAUUGUCGCAAAGCAGCUUUAUUUUAGUCAUUUAGUAAUUUUUAUAUUUAGUCAUUUUUAGGAGUGAUUUUUUCCCCCUGACAUAAAACUGACAAAAAACUUAAAAUGCCAUCUAUUGAAUUUUAAAAUGAACUACAAUUUUUGUGUUAUGUGUAAAAUCGCAUUUAUUACAUGGAUUUCAAUUGCACGCUUAUAUAUAGCAUAUAUAUUUUAAGCAUAUUAAAUUUGACUCUGAAUCUGGUUGUAAUAAGAUUGUCAUGUAGCACCCAAAAUGAGGCAUUUUUCUAUUGGGAAUAAUGAGCCUGUCGCCACAGUUUGCAUAUUAAGUACACAUAACAUGUGUCCCAUAAACACAUACACACUCUCAUUCUGGAGAUGGAUUGUCCUAAUGACCAGGGGGAUAUUGCAUUUGCUGUGCUGCAUCUCAAACCACAGCCCUGAGCCACACACUAGUCACACCGUUUCAAAGCACCUACAUUAAGAACAGCUUUACAAGUGUCAGAGUUAAUCAAAUUCUGUGUACAAAAUGUCCAUAAAUAGUAUUGCAGUGUAUCUACGUUAUAAUUGGAUACACCUUGGAUGUGUGCACGGAAUUCAAUUAACUUUGAUGGUUAGAAUGAUAGUUGCCUAUAGCAACAAUGUGCACCAAGGCAACAAUGUUCCAAUGCUACAACCAUAUAA